GAAGCCGAGUUGAACCAGUUGGAUUAAUCGCUGCGCCACUGCAUCUACACUACCCUUUUUUCUAUCUUCCAGAUUCCCGCGACACUCCCUCUGAAAUUGAAAUCUGAUAAGAAAAAAAAUGGUACUUUGAUCAUUCAUCACAUUGAAUCGCUGUUUCAAUUUCAACUUUCAUGGCUUUCAUUCUCAUAAUCGCUUCUCUCAUUUUCCUUUGGAUUAUUUCUCUAUGCAAAAUUUUCCUUCUCCCUCGUACCCCUUUCACCAAACACUUCACGCUUAAUGGUAGAGCUUUUCGGAAGAGAAAUGUCUUGCUAGUUAUCGCUCAUCCUGAUGAUGAAUCCAUGUUCUUCACUCCAACUAUAAAUUUUCUUACUUCAAGAGGGCAUUAUGUUCAAAUACUCUGCUUAUCUAACGGUGAUGCAGACGGCAAAGGAAAUAUCAGAAAACAAGAGCUUUUUCAGGCUUGUGUGUCCCUUAAGGUUCCUAUGCAACAAGUGAAGACCGUCAACCAUCCAGAUCUGCAGGAUGGUUUUGGUAAAGUUUGGAACCACAAUUUAUUGGCAAACAUUAUUGAGGAAGAAAUAACCAGUCACUGCAUUGAUAUGAUUAUUACUUUCGACAAAUAUGGCGUCUCAGGACAUUGUAAUCAUCGUGAUGUGCAUUAUGGAGUAUGCAGCAAGCUACUACAUGAUACUUCACGAGGAGAUAUUGAAGUUUGGGAGCUUGUCAGCACCAACAUAUUGCGCAAAUAUAGUGGUCCAAUUGAUAUAUGGUUGUCCAUGUUUUGGGCCAUGCUGCCCUCAAAUGGAACCAUCCAAUGCUUGGUAAAUGAACAAUCACGUAGAAGUUUUACUGCUAUGGCCCAACACAAAAGCCAGUGGGUUUGGUUCCGCAAGCUUUUUGUAGUCUUGUCCAGUUAUACCUAUCUGAACACUAUUAGAAAGAUCAAGUGAAGUUACAAUGCUGAAAAGGUUGUGUUGCUUGUGACCUGUAAGAUCAGCUCUCAUUUGUUGCUAUUCUAUUUGGAACUACACGAUUGGACAUCAAACUUCUAUUGGUUCAAAAUUUUCAUUCUAUGGAUUUGUGGUUCAAUCUCCAGCGGCCUUCCCACUUUCUUUCAACACGAUUGAAUGGAAUUUGCUAAUUUUCUUCCAAUUAUUCGGAUGUAUAUGUUCAUUAAUGGUGAUCCAAGUCAGGUUGUGCUUGCUUAGUUUGUAAUUAGUAAAGUAGCACAAUACAUUUGUUUACAGUGAUAUAGUUCAAUUUGGAUGAGUUUUUUCAAAAUCAAAUUAAUCUGAAUUGCAAAAUCAAUUAUCCCUCA
Messenger RNA from Trifolium pratense (red clover), 1318 nucleotides. Its product is annotated as probable N-acetylglucosaminyl-phosphatidylinositol de-N-acetylase. Lineage: Eukaryota; Viridiplantae; Streptophyta; Magnoliopsida; Fabales; Fabaceae. Gene Ontology annotation, cellular component: endoplasmic reticulum. Gene Ontology annotation, biological process: GPI anchor biosynthetic process. The record is from RefSeq and is a predicted model, not a curated record. Bases 171 to 950 code for a protein of 259 amino acids. The transcript has 10 exons. Gene Ontology annotation, molecular function: N-acetylglucosaminylphosphatidylinositol deacetylase activity.